Molecule: messenger RNA, 597 nt
Organism: Leptosia nina
Lineage: Eukaryota; Metazoa; Arthropoda; Insecta; Lepidoptera; Pieridae
Source: the annotation of a GenBank genome assembly
AUGGGUUUUAGAACUUUAUCGAAGCUUGUUGUGCCUGCUUUAACUAAUUUAUAUGGAUUUUCUCGUUUACAAUUAAGUACGUUAAAAAUGUCCGGAAAUAACCCUGAUUAUAAAAAUGCUUCAAGUAUUCACGAAUUUACAGUAAAAAAUAUAAAAGAAGAAGAUGUCAAGCUGGAUGUAUAUAAAGGUCAUGUAUGCAUCAUUGUAAAUGUUGCUUCACAGUGUGGAUUAACUGCUAAUAACUACAAACAGCUAAACGAAUUAUAUGAACAUUACGGCGAAACCAGAGGUUUGAGGAUUUUGGCCUUCCCAUGUAAUCAGUUUGCUGGUCAAGAACCUGGUAACUCGGAAGAUAUAGUUUGUUUUGCCUCUGAACGGAAAGUCAAAUUUGAUUUGUUUGAAAAAAUUGAUGUUAAUGGUGACUCAGCCCAUCCAUUAUGGAAAUUUUUAAAGUAUAAACAAGGCGGAACUUUGGGCAAUUUCAUCAAAUGGAAUUUUACUAAGUUCAUUAUUGACAAGGAUGGCAUCCCCGUUGAAAGACAUGGACCAAAUGUUGAUCCUGCUAACUUGGUGCAGUCUCUUGAGAAAUAUUGGUGA